AUGGAUAAAUUACCAAUUGGUUAUAUCAAAGGGAAGGGAAAUCCUUUAGAUAAGAAAGUACCUAGAAAUAAAAAAUAUGAUUAUGUCAAACAAACCCUUAACACUGGACCAACUGUACGAGAUAUUGAAGUUAUCAGUAAUGCAACAAUAGCAAAAAAGAGAUCUGAGAUAUUCAAAAGAAUUAAAUGCUCCACUCUGCUCAAACUGAUUAGUGAAGAACCUGCACAGGAAUCAAUACAUAAUAUCAUUGAUCAAUAAGAAUAAGAUCAAUUGAAAUAAUUUGAUGCUCAAAGUCAAUACAGCUAGAAAACAAGAUUCACUGAGGUGUCACAGGUUUCAGCAAUUACAUAUGCCACUGAAUAACUGGGUCUUACUGAUUAAUCUGAAUUUCUUCUCAUUGAUUUAAGAGAUCAAGACGAAUUCUAAAUGUAUCACAUUAAAGAAGCUGUCAAUUUCCCUGCUCCUUUACUUCGAUAGGAUAAGUUAACUCAAUAAAUGUUUCGAUUUAAAAAUCAAGUAGGAAAACUAAUCAUCAUUUAUCAUUUUGAUGAAAAAAAUGGCAUACCAUCUGCAACACUCUUCGCAGAAAAAGGCUUUGAGAAUGUCUACCUUCUAAGUGGAGGAAUAGAAAAGUUUCUCCAAAACUUUCCAGAAGCAGUUAUCGGAACUAAAGUACCCUCAUUUCCAAAACCAGAAGAGAACCAGAACAAAAUUAUAAAGAGAUCAAAUUAUAAAGAAGGUGAAUCUUAAAUAAAUAAAUCAGAAAAAGCUAUUAGUGACACAAAAUCAUAAAUUAGUUAAAAAUCUAAAAUAACUAGAUAAUCAAGUGCUUAAAGAUAGCAACAAUAAUAAUAGUAAUAGCAUUCAUAAUUCAUAGAUAAAUGA
This is a messenger RNA of Paramecium tetraurelia, 885 nucleotides long. RefSeq lists its product as uncharacterized. The transcript has 5 exons. Gene Ontology annotation, cellular component: ciliary basal body. The record is from RefSeq and is a predicted model, not a curated record. NCBI's taxonomy places the organism in Eukaryota, Ciliophora, Oligohymenophorea, Peniculida, Parameciidae. Gene Ontology annotation, biological process: protein polyglutamylation; cilium assembly.